CCCUUGUUCAAGUUCCGUGUUAUGGCGGCGUACGGUCGUCGUGUUUCUUUUUCUCCGAAUACCCGUUGAUCGGAGAAAGCCUGGUUUCAUCCUUUGGUACACUGGGACGAUCUUCGAGAUGGAUGAUGAGGCAGAAACCUAUAAGUUGUGGCGGAUUCGCAAGACUGUGAUGCAAUUGUGCCAUGAUAGGGGAUACCUGGUUACACAGGAGGAGUUAGAUCAGACACAAGAUGAAUUCAAGGAUCAAUUUGGUGACAAGCCCAGUGAGAGGAGACCAGCUAGAAGUGAUCUGAUCCUACUUGUUGCUCACAAUGAUGAUCCAACAGACCAGAUGUUUGUCUUCUUCCCUGAUGAGCCCAAAAUUGGGAUUAAGAACAUCAAGACAUAUUGCCAAAGAAUGCAAGAAGAGAAUAUCACUAGGGCCAUCAUUGUUGUGCAGCAAGGAAUGACACCAUCAGCCAAACAAGUUGAUAUGGCACCAAAAUACAUUUUGGAACAGUUCCUGGAGUCAGAGUUGCUCAUCAACAUCACUGAGCAUGAAUUGGUUCCUGAGCAUGUUGUGAUGACACCUGAGGAAAAGCAAGAACUUCUCACCAGAUACAAACUGAAGGAAAAUCAGUUGAUGAGGAUUCAAGCAGGAGACCCCGUGGCACGUUAUUUUGGUCUCCGUCGAGGCCAAGACUUGGUUGUCAGCCUUGGAAUGGCUGUAGACAUGGAGCCAGAAUCAUGCCAAGAGUCCAAUUAUGACCCCUCGGUCCCCAUUCAAGUUGCCGUUCGAGUGAGACCUGUGCUGCGGGAGAUGCAAACAACAUGCAUCCAAUUGUUUCCAGAGUCUGAACAGUUGGUAAUUGGUGGAGAGCAUGUAUUUUCAUUUGAGCGUAUAUUCUCUCCGAGUGCUGAUCAGAAUGACAUCUUUGAAGAUGCAGUGCUACCUUUGGUUGAAACCUUCUUGGAAGGACAAGAUGUUACAAUAUUGGCAUAUGGACAGAGCGAAUCUGGUAAGACGUACACAUUGGUCGGUCCAGAAUUAUCUUGUGCCAUGAAUGAGGAAGACUUUGGGAUAGUCCAAAGGGUCUUUCGCUCCAUUUUCCAGUCGCUUCAGAAUCUGAAAGGGCUUCAGAGUGUGGUCCAUGUGGCUUACGUGGAGGUAUUUCAGGAACAGGUACGAGAUGUGUUGAAUUGGGACCGACCUGGAAGUGUGAUUCAAGUGGAACAGGAUCCCCAAGAGUCUCUGGGAGGAAGUAGUCGAACCUUGGUACUUUGCUGUGUCUCUCCUUGCGUAGCUGACUUUUGGGAGUCCCUCUAUUCCUUGCAAUGGGCCAGACAGUUCUCCUUCGUCCGCAAUCACCCGACUGCCCAUUCCUUUAAAGGCAGUGACAUGGGAAGCAUUUGCAAUGGUAACCUUGAUGAGCCUGGGAAAGGGAGUGAAGCUGGAAGUAUCUGCAAUGGCCUUCCCAACAAGGAACCUCUGGAUGAAUCUGAGAAUCUUAGGGACCAGAUCUUUAAAUUGCAGUUUGCUGCACAGCAGUAUCAGCAGUUGGUGGCUAAUGCAGAAGACUUGCUGUCUGCCAUGUCAGGACUGGGAAACCUGACUUCUGAACAGGCUGGUCAGAUAACAUCAUGGUUGUGCCUGAAAGCAGAAUGUGAAGAAUGUAUUGCUGGUGAUAUUGGAGGGGAUGAGGACAGUGAAGUCAGUCGAGCUACCAAGCGAAGAGGCGAGAUUGAAGCCUGGAAUCGCAUUGCUGAGCUUGAAGUCAUUGGUCCUGAAAAAGUAUGCAUGGCUAUCCAGACUGAUACAGUGCAAAUGGUUCAUGCUCAGACGAGUGUUCGUGGAGACGAAGGUUGGCUGUCUGGUCGGCUAGCUCAGGACCUACGGGAAGCAGAACGCAUGCUUCAUGACCUCUCUAUGGCCAUCAAAAAGAAGGAGAAGCAGUUGCAACAGCUGGAGGCUCAGAGCAAGACUAUUGAAGAACCCUUGCCUUUGCAAACCAAAGGAAACAAGGAUCAAAGUAAGCCUUCUCCAAAGAAAGGCCUACAGCCACGGGUACGUCGAGGAGGAGUGUCGGGUCCGUCUGGGGUCGAUGGUGCCCUAGUGGGCUCUGUCAAGGAAAGUGAAGACGAACCCGUCGAGGAGGUUGGGAAGGGAGGACUCAUUAAACGCAAGUUGGCCCAGUUUGAAAAAAAGAUUUUUGGAAGCUCAAGAGUUGGUGCGGAGCUCCUUCCGCAAAUCCCAAGAGAAGGAUCAGAAGAGACGCUGAUGGAUGCUAAUGAAGGACCAGGAUCAUCCUUGAAAGAGAAAGGAUCCUCAAAAAUGAAGGUGGAAGAUGGACUGUUCAAGAAUGAAGGAAGAACAACCUCAGGGAAAGAGCUUGAGGAAUCCAAGGCUUCUGUCAAUGCAUGCAAUCAG
Messenger RNA from Darwinula stevensoni, 2407 nucleotides. The record is from the annotation of a GenBank genome assembly. NCBI's taxonomy places the organism in Eukaryota, Metazoa, Arthropoda, Ostracoda, Podocopida, Darwinulidae.